Molecule: messenger RNA, 228 nt
Organism: Myodes glareolus (Bank vole)
Lineage: Eukaryota; Metazoa; Chordata; Mammalia; Rodentia; Cricetidae
Source: RefSeq, a predicted model, not a curated record
AUGGCCGACAAGAAACCCAAAGAAGGAGUCAAGACCGAGAACAACGACCAUAUUAAUUUGAAGGUGGCGGGGCAGGAUGGCUCUGUGGUGCAGUUUAAAAUGAAGAGGCAUAUACCACUUAGUAAACUAACAAAAGCCUACUGUGAACGACAGGACACACCUGCACAGUUGGAAAUGGGGGAUGAAGAUACGAUUGAUGUGUUCCAGCAGCACACAGGUGUCUACUAA